AGUUCGCUGGGCAGUCGCUCGCCAGGGCGCCUAUAAAUAGGCAACGCUUUAGUUGGGGCCACAAGCAUGCGAGCACAAUAGCACGGCAGCAUGGAGAUGUCGGGCUAUCAGGAGGAUAUCAGCGCCUUGGAAAAAUCGGUGGCCAAUGCUGGCAGCCAGCUGUAUACGAUGGCCCACAAGCUGCACGCUGUGGAGCGCAGCUUGGAUCAGACGGCAAUGGAGCAAAUGGACGAAAUGGAGGUAAUGGAGCUGCUCGAGUCCAUGACCGAGGUGAAGAACGAAUAUCAGAAUCUGCGCAAGGACAUACAGGAGGUGCAGCAAUUGCAGCGUGACGUCAGCACCUCGAUACGCUAUCAGAUGACCAACAUGCAGCAGACAUUUCAAAUGCUAAAAAAACGCAUUGCCACAUCCCAGCAGCAGCGCCGCCAACGGGAACAGCGACAGAGCACCAGCGUGGCAGCCAAUCAGCAUUGAGCAUAGUGUAGUGUAGUGUAGUGUAGCGUAACGUAGUG
Molecule: messenger RNA, 512 nt
Organism: Drosophila novamexicana
Lineage: Eukaryota; Metazoa; Arthropoda; Insecta; Diptera; Drosophilidae
Exons: 2
Coding region: 91-474 (127 amino acids)
Source: RefSeq, a predicted model, not a curated record